Molecule: messenger RNA, 669 nt
Organism: Gongylonema pulchrum
Lineage: Eukaryota; Metazoa; Nematoda; Chromadorea; Rhabditida; Gongylonematidae
Source: the annotation of a GenBank genome assembly
CUGAUGGUGAUGGCUACAGGUGUUUUUGGUGAGCCACGAUUGCUUCAUUCGAAAGGUUUCAUCCAGUUGUGCUUGGAUAAGAAUGGCACUGAUAACACCGGGUCAUUUCUGUCAACGGGUACAGAUGGUGAAGUAUGGUUUUGGACAGGUGAUGAGUUGAAUGAAGCCGAAUAUGAUCCGAAAAAUAUCCGCGAACGAACGCAUUGUGCAGUUGCAUGGCAUGUAAGGAGGCUUUUCGCAUAUGCCCAGUCCUGUUCUUAUCAUAUUUCUGAAGCAAUGAUUAUCAUUAUCACUUUUGGUUGGUCCAUGGUGAAUGUGGACUUGGAGGAUUUUGAAGAUUUAACAAGGGUAACAACAUCUACAUCGGCCAUACAAGUACCGAUAUUCGAACAGCUGUCCAGAAAGCAACAGUUUCCCGUUUUGAUAGGCAAACUUUCAAGACAUCGUGAUCAUGUCCUGAAAUUGAUAAAUUUGGAAACGGAGGAGAUGAUCCGGGAUGAACUGGAUGGACAAGUUAUGUGCGUUUCAUUCGAUCCCAGUGAUGAAUAUGUGGCUGUAACAUCGACCGAUGGAACAUUAUCUUUCUAUAAAAUCAUAGUUGGGAAGCACGAAAUUCUAAAACCAGUGGUGGUUGUUCGAAUCUGCUCUCGUAUACCUGAUUACGCGUAA